Rhagoletis pomonella (apple maggot) is the source of this 1935-nucleotide messenger RNA. RefSeq lists its product as uncharacterized. Lineage: Eukaryota; Metazoa; Arthropoda; Insecta; Diptera; Tephritidae. Bases 1 to 1935 code for a protein of 644 amino acids. The transcript has a single exon. The record is from RefSeq and is a predicted model, not a curated record.
AUGGAUUCAUUCAUGAGCUUAGCGGAAGAAGUGACAGAAUUCGGGUCCGACUUUCUUGCUUCGUCAAUAUCAGAGCAAAAUAAGCAUGUCCUUGCGAUUCAGCAAGAAGAACUCAGAGCUCUGUGGGAGAAAACAAAACUAGCUUACGAUGCCCUCAACACUUCUGAAGAAUUUUCACAAGAAGAUAAGAGUACAAACAGAAAAAUAAAUAGAGGCGCGUUUGCUAGUUAUGUAAAUUGCAUGUCGUCUUUGGCUGCUCAGGCUGAGAAACUAGCAAAAGAAGAACGGGAUGUAGAACAGAAGCCUUUGCGAAAACACAAUAUUCACCUUCCACCGUGUGAUACCGAUGUUUUCAAAGGCGAUUAUCUGUAUUGGCCAACAUUUCGAGAUAUGUUCACGGCCAUUUACAUCUCGAAUCAGGAGCUUACUCCAGUUGAGAAGCUAUAUUACCUCAACCAAAAAACCAUAGGGGAAGCCAAAGACAUUGUGAAUAAGUGCCUUAUGACUAAUGAAGGUUUCGCCACAGCGUGGAACAAUUUGUGUGAGCGAUACGAAAAUAAGCGUAUCCUCGUUAAUACACAAUUCAAAAUUCUGUUUAAUCUUAAUUCCGUUGAUAGUGAGUGUGGUAGCUCUAUAAAAAGAUUGCAGCGCGAUAUUAACAAUUGCUUGUCUUCCCUACAAAGUCAUCAAAUUGACAUUUCAAAUUGGGACGCAAUUAUUGUGUAUCUUUGCUCUACUAAAUUGCCUGACAGUACUUUGGCUCCAUGGGAGCAAACUAUAGACCACACAGGCGCCUUACCGAAGUGGGAAGAUAUGGACAAGUUCCUAUCUAACAGGUUUCAAACCCUGGAAACCCUGACAGGCUUAAAGGAUACAAAAGCGGUUAAAGCGCCAAAGCGGCAAAACACCAAAAACCCUUCAGAAGACCAAACCAAAAGACUUGGUGUAUUCCAAGCAAGCGUGACCAAGUUCACUUGUACAAUGUGCCAAACGAAUGAGCACAAACUACGCCGCUGUUCCAAAUUUUUGAAGCUUACGCCUGAUGAGAGGUUUAAUUUCUUAAAGAGCAACAACAGUUGCCUGAAUUGUUUGAGUGCUGCACACACCGUGACAAGUUGCACAAGCCCCUUUAAUUGCAGCACUUGCCAGUCGCGACAUCACUCGCUCCUGCACAUUCAGACAAAUGAGCAAAAGGCAACACCGGCUCGCACGCCGACUGGACCUGUCAAUGACAAUGCAUCAUCCUCCCAACAGGCUCAAGCAAAGCGCAGCUUUAAUAAUAGAACUCAUAACAAUAAAAGCAAAAACGUUAAGUCUUGUUAUGCUAACACGAAUUCAGGUGUGCUCCUAGGAACAGCUCGCGUAAAUAUACGUCUAAAUGGCACAAAUUUUUCUGCUCGAGCAUUUAUUGAUUCUGGUUCUGAGUGCUCGUUCAUAACAGAACGAAUCAAACGCAGAAUCAACCUGCCAGCUAAGAGAAUGCAUGCCCAAGUCUCGGGCAUUACGAAUGCAACCUCUGCGCAGGUUAAAGAGGCAUGCAGCAUAGAACUUCGAUCCCCAGUUGAUCCAUUGUUCAGCCUGCACGCAACGGUGCUCGUCCUAACAAAACUAACUGGAAAUCGACCAUCCUGUCAUAGCAGCGCCAUGACUAUGCAGGCAUUUCCAGGUCUUGUUCUAGCUGAUAAACGGUUCUACGUUAAUGAAGAAAGAGACCUCGUACUUGGCGGAGAUAUUUAUCCCCAAAUUAUUUUAUGCGGCCUAAAGAAAAAUGUACUCAGUACACUUCUCGCCCAAGAAACCGUGUUCGGUUGGAUAUUAACCGGUUGCACAGAUGCACCCAAUCCAACCAACAAUAUAGUUUCGCAUCACAGUGAAAUUGCCUUGGACAAACAACUUACUGCAUUCUGGGAACUAGAAGACAUAUCAAAAACCUAA